Molecule: messenger RNA, 2162 nt
Organism: Folsomia candida
Lineage: Eukaryota; Metazoa; Arthropoda; Collembola; Entomobryomorpha; Isotomidae
Exons: 4
Coding region: 23-1378 (451 amino acids)
Biological process (GO): sensory perception of taste; detection of chemical stimulus involved in sensory perception of taste
Cellular component (GO): membrane; neuronal cell body; dendrite
Molecular function (GO): taste receptor activity
Source: RefSeq, a predicted model, not a curated record
GAUAUUUCAGGACAUUGAUAUUAUGACGUCCGAUAUUGUAUUUUCGGUCAACAAAAUUCAUAAAUCUAAACAAACCAUAUUUCAAAAUUCCUGUGUGCCUGUAACGCAAUCUUCAUUUCCGCAGAAAAGUCGUUCAUCCAGAAUCCUAACAAAAUUAUGGGACAGAAAGUACGAAAACUUUCUCAUUGUUCCAAUCAACAUGAUGUACUAUGUGUUUGAGAGCCCGUAUAAAAUCGUAGUUAAUACUGAUGGCGAGUUUACAACGUAUUCCAGCACUCCCCGUAAAAUAAUGUGUGCCAUUCUCCACACAAUCGGAUUAUUCAUUUAUUGCAACGAAGUCCGCAAAAGUAACCUGUCUCGAACCACCACAAAUCCGGUUGACUAUUUGAACGCUUUUCUUAAAACCACGUCCUGCAUCCAUCACAUCAUCUUUGUCCAAACGGUGUGGAGUAGAAAGGCACAAUUUUUGAAACUUGUCCAGCAUUUGGCCUCCAUGACGAGAAAUGACACCUUCCGAGCUGUGAACAAUGGGAACAAAUUCCCAUUGUCCACAGCUCCACCAAAAUGGGUCAUCAUCCUUCUGACCUACCUUUUCCCAGCGAUUGCCAUCAUAUCGACAAUCUGCCUCCAUGGCCUUCCACUCAAGGACGACACCCUGGUCAAGGUUUUUGUCGAACUGAGAGGAUCAUUUUUCGAAAAGCGAUGUAACCUUGAGCGGAUCACAGAGGAAGAACGUCAACAUGAGCACGAUAUCGAAUACGCGUCCACUCCUGUCAUCUUGAUAUCAUACUUUCUCCUAUUUUCCCGAAUUCUCUUAAGUUUCGUUACUGACGCUUUAAUUUCAAUGGUCAUCCUCUCAUUUUACUGCGCCGUGUCAAAUUUAAUGGUCGAAUUGAGAUCAGAGUCGACUAAACUGAUGAUAACCGUUGACAUGUUUAGCGAACUUCGAAACGAGUAUGAAAACCUGACCCGACUUUGUGACCUCGUCAACUCAUCGAUCAGUCGUCUUAUGUUAACUUACUUGAUGGAGACGGUAUUUUUCUACUCUGUGUAUUUAAAAGAGUUGGCUGUUUUGGAUGGACGCUGUAUUUCUGUUCAGCUUUGGAUUGGCUUUCUAUUUGGGACUUUUUGUGCGGUUUUUUACCUUGCGGCGGAGACUAGCAGCCAGAUGGAUCAAGCUAAAAUUAUCCUAACUAACUUUGACGUGGGAGGAAUUGACCAAGUAGAACUUGUAAAUGUGAGGCUUAAACUGCAAUCGAAGACUUUUGCGAUCAGUGGAAAUGGAAUUUUUCAGCUAAACUAUUCGCUAGUUUCUGCAGUGUGCAGCACCAUAUUGACGUAUUUCAUUAUCAGUGUCCAGUUUCAAGUCCGUGGUUGACGUUGUUGAUGUCACACAGCAUUUGGGAAGCAAUUCAUCAAUUUCCGUUGUCUUGUUCCUCCUCCCAGUUUAGAGAUGACUCGAUAUGAACACAUUGACUUUGUUGCUCAAUUUGUUAUCUGCUAUGUACGUAUGUACAUACAUACGUAGAAAUAAUAAUAUGCAAAUUACUUGCUUAAUAUGCACUGCAUACAAUUUUUUCUUCUAUACGAUUCAAUUCCCUCUCGUCUGGUCUGGUCUGCCUGCCCAAUUUGCAUCAUCAUUUAAUCACUUUGUCCAACACUUAACGACGAUACAACAAUGUGUAACUUAAUAACGAAUGAUCGGUUGCCUUCUUAUUGUUGGCCAGUUUUUUACACUGAAAUUCCCGUACUUGCACCCGCAUAAUAAUGCCUGCAUUGUGUAAAACAACCUGUUUUGUGUCUCCUAUAGACUAUAGAGUAUCAAAAGCAAUAUAAUUCAAUAUCUUGUAUAAAUAAAGGUAUGCAUGACCCCGGUUGUUGACUUUUUGCAUGCUCAGUUGGACCCUGCUGUCAGAGUUUUAGGUGGUGCGUGGAAUGAAUAAAAAAGCUACCACAAUUUCCUCCUUGCUUCUCCGAAUUCCAACUGCAUGCGAAAAUAUUAUUUUGCACGUGACGUGAUGAUUUUUCUGAAAAUAUUUAUUCGAAUUGCUCCACGAAACGUUAUAGCGAAUUACAUUAUGAUCUAAUCCAGUAAUAAAAUUAUUAUUAAUUUCAACAACCCCCCUAUACACAACUCAUUCACGUAUACAUUUCUAUCAAUU